AUGUCUCCUGAGAAUGCUGUUAGUCAUGAUUUACCAUGGGAUUGUUUAACUGAAAGGCUUCGUCUCAUAGGACUUAUACCACAUGAUGUAGGUGGAUUUGGGGAUUGUUUCUUUAAAUCAGUUUCGCACCAACUGUAUAGGACUGCUGACUUGCAUCUUGAAAUUCGUAUGGCUGGAAUUGGCCAUUUACAGAGUUACCCAGAAUUGUAUAUUGAAAGCAUUUCUAAUGAUCACUGGAAUAACUAUAUUCAACAAAUGUCAAAACAAGGCACAUGGUGUGAUAACAUCAUAAUGCAAGCUGUGGCCAAUGCAUACAACUGUGUCAUUCAUAUCACACAGUCUAAUAUAAAUUCACCUGAAAGUACAAUCUUAACUCCUGUUGCUGAUCAGGAUGGACGAAACACAAUAUUUAUUGGAUAUAUUAACGAGUUGCAUUAUGUUUCAACAUUGACUGACAAAAACAGUAGAUAUAAAAACAAACUCACAUGCAUAAAGAGAAAAUUAUCAGAAACCAAUGAAAACAGACAUGGUAGACUUCUUAAGCACAGAAAUUACAUGAAAAGAGUCAAAUAUACAGAAACAGCUAAUGAAAGGGCAAGCAGACUUGAAGAUAAGAGAGGCACUUAUAGAAAAACAAUGUCUGAAGAAACUGCUGAAAAGCGAAAAGAGAGACUUAAAAAUAAGAGAGACACUUAUAGAAAAAGAGUGUCUGAAGAAACUGUUGAAAAGCAAAAAGAGAGACUAAAAAGUUACAAAGACUCUUAUAGAAAAAGAACGUCUGAAGAAACUGUUGAAAAGCGAAAAGAGAGAGGUGCAAAUAGGAGAGCCAGUUAUAAAAGGUCUCAAACAAUUUCUGCAGGACAAAAAGAGAGCUCUGCUGGUCCAGUUCACGAACAAAAACAUGCACAAAAUAACAUGAACGAUUUUCAUAAGUCCAAUCAGUAUUCAGUUUGCCAAUGCACUGUCUGUUUUGAAGCAUGGCCAUUGAAAUCCAGUCCAAGGAAGGUUGAUCACUACCAGUGUCAGAGGUGCAUACGAGAUAAACAACAACCAAAAAAGUUUUCUAAGGAAAAUGACAUGGUGCCAUCAUUAGUACCUUUACAACUGCAGGGGUUAACCCAAGUAGAAGAAAUGCUUAUUGCACGUGCACUUCCUGUUAUGCGAGUUUACAUAAAACCUGGUGGACAAAGGGGCUAUUCAGGCCACUGUAUCAAUUUGCCUCAGGAUAUAGCUGAACUAGCACAUUCUCUGCCUAGAUACCCAAAAGAUCUAUCUGUUAUUGUUGUUAAGAUGAAAGGUAAAGAGAACAGUUUUAAAGAUGUGACAGUGCGAAGGCAAAAUGUAGCUGAUGCACUACAAUGGCUUGUUAAUAAUAACUCACACUACAAGGACAUAACCAUCAAUCAAAAUUCUCUAAAUUCUUUACCAGAACAUGGUGUUCCACAUGGUCUUCUCUCGGUUGAAACAGAGAAUAUAGAUUUGAAUGCCACAUGUGAACCUGACUUAGGUCCUCAAAAUGAAGAUGACAUUGUUUAUAAUGAGGGUACUGAAAUGAGUAGUUUUCUGCCUAUUCCAGAGUGUCAGCAGCAAGAAAUAGAAGCUGUGCGCCAACAAUUGUCUAAUGAUUCUAAUCACUUGCCCUGGCCAACAGUUGGCAGUGAACCAUUAAACGAGUAUGUAACUCCCUUUUUAGCAACAAUGGCUUUCCCAACAUUAUUUCCAGAUGGUAAGGGUGAUCCUACUAACCCAUCAUUACGCCGAGAUAUACCACUUGGAGAAAGAGUAAAGCACCUUUUAAAGUUUGGAGAAAACAAGAAUGACAAAUGGGUAUAUCGCUUUGCUACUCACCCCAGAUUUGGUUACUGGGCAUUGAAUAUGAUACAAAGAAAACGUAUUCUGCAACAGACAGGCAUGUUCCUAAAACAAAACCCAGGAGAAGCUCAU
Molecule: messenger RNA, 1944 nt
Organism: Porites lobata
Lineage: Eukaryota; Metazoa; Cnidaria; Anthozoa; Scleractinia; Poritidae
Source: the annotation of a GenBank genome assembly